Caenorhabditis angaria is the source of this 201-nucleotide messenger RNA. Lineage: Eukaryota; Metazoa; Nematoda; Chromadorea; Rhabditida; Rhabditidae. The record is from the annotation of a GenBank genome assembly.
UUGGCAUCAAAACGAAAGGCUUCAUCUUCAUUGGUUCGCGAACAAGAGCCAGUUAGUGGAGCAAAUACGGUAGAUUAUGGAAGUAGUCGAGUGCCAAACCAGAAAAAUAUCGAUGCUUCGACAAGAACUGCAGUUCUGGAGGAUUUCUAUGGUUUUUUGGACGACAAAGUUGAUCGAGUAUGGUAUUAUAGAGGAAUGUAA